Arachis duranensis is the source of this 1027-nucleotide messenger RNA. Its product is annotated as histidine-containing phosphotransfer protein 1. Gene Ontology annotation, molecular function: protein histidine kinase binding; histidine phosphotransfer kinase activity. Gene Ontology annotation, biological process: cytokinin-activated signaling pathway; phosphorelay signal transduction system; phosphorylation. The record is from RefSeq and is a predicted model, not a curated record. Gene Ontology annotation, cellular component: nucleus; cytoplasm. The transcript is spliced from 6 exons. NCBI's taxonomy places the organism in Eukaryota, Viridiplantae, Streptophyta, Magnoliopsida, Fabales, Fabaceae. Bases 329 to 784 code for a protein of 151 amino acids.
CCCAUCACAUUCAUUCAACAACAUUAUUACUACUAAUAACUCUUUUCUUACAACACAAACACCAACGUUUUCAUUUCAUUUCAGAAUUUCAGAAACACUCAAAUAAUAAACGCACCAACCACCACGCCACCUUUUAAGUGAGAGAAAGAAAGAGAAUUGGAAUUAGAGAGAGAAAGAGAGAGAGAGAGAGAAAAAAAGUGCUUUUAGUUUUGAGUGCAUACCCCUUGUCUCAAAUUCAGUGCUACUCAAUCUCAAUUUCAAUCCUGACUUCAUCUUCGCUUUCAAGUCAGAAACUUUUUUCGUGGGCUGCUGAGAUCUGGUUUCUGCCAUGGACGUUCUUCAGCUCCAGAGGAAGCUAAGAGAGCACCAAGCUGCCAUGCUUCGAGAGGGAUUUCUGGAUGAUCAGUUCAGUCAGCUUCAGAAACUUCAAGAUGAGAGCAGUCCUGAUUUUGUGAUUGAGGUUGUCAAAAUGUUCUUUGAUGAUUCUGAGAAACUUCUCAACAAUAUGACAAGAGCUUUAGGACAAGUACCUGUGGAUUUCAAGCAAGUAGAUGCUCAUGUUCAUCAGUACAAGGGAAGCAGUGCAAGUGUUGGGGCUGCCAGAGUUAAGAAUGUCUGUGCCACAUUCAGAAAUUUUUGUGAGACUCAGAAUCUUGAAGGGUGUGUGAGAUGUUUACAACAACUCCAACAAGAAUACUCCCUACUCAAGAACAAUCUUCAAUAUUUAUUUAGGCUUCAAGAAGAAAUCCAAGCUGCUGGUGGUUCAAUUCCAACAAUAGAAUAGAGGGAAGUGACAUGAUUACCAAUUGGUGAAAAAUCAGAACAACGUGAAGCUUUGGAUAUAACGGCUGAUUUUUGUUGUUCAUUUAUUUGGAAAGAAAAAAAAAUUCUGAUUUAAUCUUUCAUAAUUAUAUCUAGAGUUUAAUUAAACAGUGGGAUAAUGGUGAUGUGAAUAAACAUUUUGUGCCUAGUUUGCUACAUAUGUGAUUCUUUUUUUCCAAUAUAGCUUCAUGCGUUUGUUUAUUAA